Closterium sp. Naga37s-1 is the source of this 18794-nucleotide messenger RNA. The record is from the annotation of a GenBank genome assembly. Lineage: Eukaryota; Viridiplantae; Streptophyta; Zygnematophyceae; Desmidiales; Closteriaceae.
AGAUGGAGGUGCGUUUUGAGUCGACUCACAAGUCGCGCGAGGCGGAGCGACAAGGGCACCGAGAUGGAGAGGUGCGUGGGGCUCACUACGACACGGAGAUGGAGGUGCGUUUUGAGUCGACUCACAAGUCGCGCGAGGCGGAGCGACAAGGGCACCGAGAUGGAGAGGUGCGUGGGGCUCACUACGACACGGAGAUGGAGGUGCGUUUUGAGUCGACUCACAAGUCGCGCGAGGCGGAGCGACAAGGGCACCGAGAUGGAGAGGUGCGUGGGGCUCACUACGACACGGAGAUGGAGUCGCGCGAGGCGGAGCGACAAGGGCACCGAGAUGGAGAGGUGCGUGGGGCUCACUACGACACGGAGAUGGAGGUGCGUUUUGAGUCGACUCACAAGUCGCGCGAGGCGGAGCGACAAGGGCUCCGAGAUGGAGAGGUGCGUGGGGCUCACUACGACACGGAGAUGGAGGUGCGUUUUGAGUCGACUCACAAGUCGCGCGAGGCGGAGCGACAAGGGCUCCGAGAUGGAGAGGUGCGUGGGGCUCACUACGACACGGAGAUGGAGGUGCGUUUUGAGUCGACUCACAAGUCGCGCGAGGCGGAGCGACAAGGGCACCGAGAUGGAGAGGUGCGUGGGGCUCACUACGACACGGAGAUGGAGGUGCGUUUUGAGUCGACUCACAAGUCGCGCGAGGCGGAGCGACAAGGGCACCGAGAUGGAGAGGUGCGUGGGGCUCACUACGACACGGAGAUGGAGGUGCGUUUUGAGUCGACUCACAAGUCGCGCGAGGCGGAGCGACAAGGGCACCGAGAUGGAGAGGUGCGUGGGGCUCACUACGACACGGAGAUGGAGGUGCGUUUUGAGUCGACUCACAAGUCGCGCGAGGCGGAGCGACAAGGGCACCGAGAUGGAGAGGUGCGUGGGGCUCACUACGACACGGAGAUGGAGGUGCGUUUUGAGUCGACUCACAAGUCGCGCGAGGCGGAGCGACAAGGGCACCGAGAUGGAGAGGUGCGUGGGGCUCACUACGACACGGAGAUGGAGGUGCGUUUUGAGUCGACUCACAAGUCGCGCGAGGCGGAGCGACAAGGGCACCGAGAUGGAGAGGUGCGUGGGGCUCACUACGACACGGAGAUGGAGGUGCGUUUUGAGUCGACUCACAAGUCGCGCGAGGCGGAGCGACAAGGGCACCGAGAUGGAGAGGUGCGUGGGGCUCACUACGACACGGAGAUGGAGGUGCGUUUUGAGUCGACUCACAAGUCGCGCGAGGCGGAGCGACAAGGGCACCGAGAUGGAGAGGUGCGUGGGGCUCACUACGACACGGAGAUGGAGGUGCGUUUUGAGUCGACUCACAAGUCGCGCGAGGCGGAGCGACAAGGGCACCGAGAUGGAGAGGUGCGUGGGGCUCACUACGACACGGCGAUGGAGGUGCGUUUUGAGUCGACUCACAAGUCGCGCGAGGCGGAGCGACAAGGGCACCGAGAUGGAGAGGUGCGUGGGGCUCACUACGACACGGCGAUGGAGGUGCGUUUUGAGUCGACUCACAAGUCGCGCGAGGCGGAGCGACAAGGGCACCGAGAGGGAGAGGUGCGUGGGGCUCACUACGACACGGCGAUGGAGGUGCGUUUUGAGUCGACUCACAAGUCGCGCGAGGCGGAGCGACAAGGGCACCGAGAGGGAGAGGUGCGUGGGGCUCACUACGACACGGCGAUGGAGGUGCGUUUUGAGUCGACUCACAAGUCGCGCGAGGCGGAGCGACAAGGGCACCGAGAGGGAGAGGUGCGUGGGGCUCACUACGACACGGCGAUGGAGGUGCGUUUUGAGUCGACUCACAAGUCGCGCGAGGCGGAGCGACAAGGGCACCGAGAGGGAGAGGUGCGUGGGGCUCACUACGACACGGCGAUGGAGGUGCGUUUUGAGUCGACUCACAAGUCGCGCGAGGCGGAGCGACAAGGGCACCGAGAGGGAGAGGUGCGUGGGGCUCACUACGACACGGCGAUGGAGGUGCGUUUUGAGUCGACUCACAAGUCGCGCGAGGCGGAGCGACAAGGGCACCGAGAGGGAGAGGUGCGUGGGGCUCACUACGACACGGCGAUGGAGGUGCGUUUUGAGUCGACUCACAAGUCGCGCGAGGCGGAGCGACAAGGGCACCGAGAGGGAGAGGUGCGUGGGGCUCACUACGACACGGCGAUGGAGGUGCGUUUUGAGUCGACUCACAAGUCGCGCGAGGCGGAGCGACAAGGGCACCGAGAGGGAGAGGUGCGUGGGGCUCACUACGACACGGCGAUGGAGGUGCGUUUUGAGUCGACUCACAAGUCGCGCGAGGCGGAGCGACAAGGGCACCGAGAGGGAGAGGUGCGUGGGGCUCACUACGACACGGCGAUGGAGGUGCGUUUUGAGUCGACUCACAAGUCGCGCGAGGCGGAGCGACAAGGGCACCGAGAGGGAGAGGUGCGUGGGGCUCACUACGACACGGCGAUGGAGGUGCGUUUUGAGUCGACUCACAAGUCGCGCGAGGCGGAGCGACAAGGGCACCGAGAGGGAGAGGUGCGUGGGGCUCACUACGACACGGCGAUGGAGGUGCGUUUUGAGUCGACUCACAAGUCGCGCGAGGCGGAGCGACAAGGGCACCGAGAGGGAGAGGUGCGUGGGGCUCACUACGACACGGCGAUGGAGGUGCGUUUUGAGUCGACUCACAAGUCGCGCGAGGCGGAGCGACAAGGGCACCGAGAGGGAGAGGUGCGUGGGGCUCACUACGACACGGCGAUGGAGGUGCGUUUUGAGUCGACUCACAAGUCGCGCGAGGCGGAGCGACAAGGGCACCGAGAGGGAGAGGUGCGUGGGGCUCACUACGACACGGCGAUGGAGGUGCGUUUUGAGUCGACUCACAAGUCGCGCGAGGCGGAGCGACAAGGGCACCGAGAGGGAGAGGUGCGUGGGGCUCACUACGACACGGCGAUGGAGGUGCGUUUUGAGUCGACUCACAAGUCGCGCGAGGCGGAGCGACAAGGGCACCGAGAGGGAGAGGUGCGUGGGGCUCACUACGACACGGCGAUGGAGGUGCGUUUUGAGUCGACUCACAAGUCGCGCGAGGCGGAGCGACAAGGGCACCGAGAGGGAGAGGUGCGUGGGGCUCACUACGACACGGCGAUGGAGGUGCGUUUUGAGUCGACUCACAAGUCGCGCGAGGCGGAGCGACAAGGGCACCGAGAGGGAGAGGUGCGUGGGGCUCACUACGACACGGCGAUGGAGGUGCGUUUUGAGUCGACUCACAAGUCGCGCGAGGCGGAGCGACAAGGGCACCGAGAGGGAGAGGUGCGUGGGGCUCACUACGACACGGCGAUGGAGGUGCGUUUUGAGUCGACUCACAAGUCGCGCGAGGCGGAGCGACAAGGGCACCGAGAGGGAGAGGUGCGUGGGGCUCACUACGACACGGCGAUGGAGGUGCGUUUUGAGUCGACUCACAAGUCGCGCGAGGCGGAGCGACAAGGGCACCGAGAGGGAGAGGUGCGUGGGGCUCACUACGACACGGCGAUGGAGGUGCGUUUUGAGUCGACUCACAAGUCGCGCGAGGCGGAGCGACAAGGGCACCGAGAGGGAGAGGUGCGUGGGGCUCACUACGACACGGCGAUGGAGGUGCGUUUUGAGUCGACUCACAAGUCGCGCGAGGCGGAGCGACAAGGGCACCGAGAGGGAGAGGUGCGUGGGGCUCACUACGACACGGCGAUGGAGGUGCGUUUUGAGUCGACUCACAAGUCGCGCGAGGCGGAGCGACAAGGGCACCGAGAGGGAGAGGUGCGUGGGGCUCACUACGACACGGCGAUGGAGGUGCGUUUUGAGUCGACUCACAAGUCGCGCGAGGCGGAGCGACAAGGGCACCGAGAGGGAGAGGUGCGUGGGGCUCACUACGACACGGCGAUGGAGGUGCGUUUUGAGUCGACUCACAAGUCGCGCGAGGCGGAGCGACAAGGGCACCGAGAGGGAGAGGUGCGUGGGGCUCACUACGACACGGCGAUGGAGGUGCGUUUUGAGUCGACUCACAAGUCGCGCGAGGCGGAGCGACAAGGGCACCGAGAGGGAGAGGUGCGUGGGGCUCACUACGACACGGCGAUGGAGGUGCGUUUUGAGUCGACUCACAAGUCGCGCGAGGCGGAGCGACAAGGGCACCGAGAGGGAGAGGUGCGUGGGGCUCACUACGACACGGCGAUGGAGGUGCGUUUUGAGUCGACUCACAAGUCGCGCGAGGCGGAGCGACAAGGGCACCGAGAGGGAGAGGUGCGUGGGGCUCACUACGACACGGCGAUGGAGGUGCGUUUUGAGUCGACUCACAAGUCGCGCGAGGCGGAGCGACAAGGGCACCGAGAGGGAGAGGUGCGUGGGGCUCACUACGACACGGCGAUGGAGGUGCGUUUUGAGUCGACUCACAAGUCGCGCGAGGCGGAGCGACAAGGGCACCGAGAGGGAGAGGUGCGUGGGGCUCACUACGACACGGCGAUGGAGGUGCGUUUUGAGUCGACUCACAAGUCGCGCGAGGCGGAGCGACAAGGGCACCGAGAGGGAGAGGUGCGUGGGGCUCACUACGACACGGCGAUGGAGGUGCGUUUUGAGUCGACUCACAAGUCGCGCGAGGCGGAGCGACAAGGGCACCGAGAGGGAGAGGUGCGUGGGGCUCACUACGACACGGCGAUGGAGGUGCGUUUUGAGUCGACUCACAAGUCGCGCGAGGCGGAGCGACAAGGGCACCGAGAGGGAGAGGUGCGUGGGGCUCACUACGACACGGCGAUGGAGGUGCGUUUUGAGUCGACUCACAAGUCGCGCGAGGCGGAGCGACAAGGGCACCGAGAGGGAGAGGUGCGUGGGGCUCACUACGACACGGCGAUGGAGGUGCGUUUUGAGUCGACUCACAAGUCGCGCGAGGCGGAGCGACAAGGGCACCGAGAGGGAGAGGUGCGUGGGGCUCACUACGACACGGCGAUGGAGGUGCGUUUUGAGUCGACUCACAAGUCGCGCGAGGCGGAGCGACAAGGGCACCGAGAGGGAGAGGUGCGUGGGGCUCACUACGACACGGCGAUGGAGGUGCGUUUUGAGUCGACUCACAAGUCGCGCGAGGCGGAGCGACAAGGGCACCGAGAGGGAGAGGUGCGUGGGGCUCACUACGACACGGCGAUGGAGGUGCGUUUUGAGUCGACUCACAAGUCGCGCGAGGCGGAGCGACAAGGGCACCGAGAGGGAGAGGUGCGUGGGGCUCACUACGACACGGCGAUGGAGGUGCGUUUUGAGUCGACUCACAAGUCGCGCGAGGCGGAGCGACAAGGGCACCGAGAGGGAGAGGUGCGUGGGGCUCACUACGACACGGCGAUGGAGGUGCGUUUUGAGUCGACUCACAAGUCGCGCGAGGCGGAGCGACAAGGGCACCGAGAGGGAGAGGUGCGUGGGGCUCACUACGACACGGCGAUGGAGGUGCGUUUUGAGUCGACUCACAAGUCGCGCGAGGCGGAGCGACAAGGGCACCGAGAGGGAGAGGUGCGUGGGGCUCACUACGACACGGCGAUGGAGGUGCGUUUUGAGUCGACUCACAAGUCGCGCGAGGCGGAGCGACAAGGGCACCGAGAGGGAGAGGUGCGUGGGGCUCACUACGACACGGCGAUGGAGGUGCGUUUUGAGUCGACUCACAAGUCGCGCGAGGCGGAGCGACAAGGGCACCGAGAGGGAGAGGUGCGUGGGGCUCACUACGACACGGCGAUGGAGGUGCGUUUUGAGUCGACUCACAAGUCGCGCGAGGCGGAGCGACAAGGGCACCGAGAGGGAGAGGUGCGUGGGGCUCACUACGACACGGCGAUGGAGGUGCGUUUUGAGUCGACUCACAAGUCGCGCGAGGCGGAGCGACAAGGGCACCGAGAGGGAGAGGUGCGUGGGGCUCACUACGACACGGCGAUGGAGGUGCGUUUUGAGUCGACUCACAAGUCGCGCGAGGCGGAGCGACAAGGGCACCGAGAGGGAGAGGUGCGUGGGGCUCACUACGACACGGCGAUGGAGGUGCGUUUUGAGUCGACUCACAAGUCGCGCGAGGCGGAGCGACAAGGGCACCGAGAGGGAGAGGUGCGUGGGGCUCACUACGACACGGCGAUGGAGGUGCGUUUUGAGUCGACUCACAAGUCGCGCGAGGCGGAGCGACAAGGGCACCGAGAGGGAGAGGUGCGUGGGGCUCACUACGACACGGCGAUGGAGGUGCGUUUUGAGUCGACUCACAAGUCGCGCGAGGCGGAGCGACAAGGGCACCGAGAGGGAGAGGUGCGUGGGGCUCACUACGACACGGCGAUGGAGGUGCGUUUUGAGUCGACUCACAAGUCGCGCGAGGCGGAGCGACAAGGGCACCGAGAGGGAGAGGUGCGUGGGGCUCACUACGACACGGCGAUGGAGGUGCGUUUUGAGUCGACUCACAAGUCGCGCGAGGCGGAGCGACAAGGGCACCGAGAGGGAGAGGUGCGUGGGGCUCACUACGACACGGCGAUGGAGGUGCGUUUUGAGUCGACUCACAAGUCGCGCGAGGCGGAGCGACAAGGGCACCGAGAGGGAGAGGUGCGUGGGGCUCACUACGACACGGCGAUGGAGGUGCGUUUUGAGUCGACUCACAAGUCGCGCGAGGCGGAGCGACAAGGGCACCGAGAGGGAGAGGUGCGUGGGGCUCACUACGACACGGCGAUGGAGGUGCGUUUUGAGUCGACUCACAAGUCGCGCGAGGCGGAGCGACAAGGGCACCGAGAGGGAGAGGUGCGUGGGGCUCACUACGACACGGCGAUGGAGGUGCGUUUUGAGUCGACUCACAAGUCGCGCGAGGCGGAGCGACAAGGGCACCGAGAGGGAGAGGUGCGUGGGGCUCACUACGACACGGCGAUGGAGGUGCGUUUUGAGUCGACUCACAAGUCGCGCGAGGCGGAGCGACAAGGGCACCGAGAGGGAGAGGUGCGUGGGGCUCACUACGACACGGCGAUGGAGGUGCGUUUUGAGUCGACUCACAAGUCGCGCGAGGCGGAGCGACAAGGGCACCGAGAGGGAGAGGUGCGUGGGGCUCACUACGACACGGCGAUGGAGGUGCGUUUUGAGUCGACUCACAAGUCGCGCGAGGCGGAGCGACAAGGGCACCGAGAGGGAGAGGUGCGUGGGGCUCACUACGACACGGCGAUGGAGGUGCGUUUUGAGUCGACUCACAAGUCGCGCGAGGCGGAGCGACAAGGGCACCGAGAGGGAGAGGUGCGUGGGGCUCACUACGACACGGCGAUGGAGGUGCGUUUUGAGUCGACUCACAAGUCGCGCGAGGCGGAGCGACAAGGGCACCGAGAGGGAGAGGUGCGUGGGGCUCACUACGACACGGCGAUGGAGGUGCGUUUUGAGUCGACUCACAAGUCGCGCGAGGCGGAGCGACAAGGGCACCGAGAGGGAGAGGUGCGUGGGGCUCACUACGACACGGCGAUGGAGGUGCGUUUUGAGUCGACUCACAAGUCGCGCGAGGCGGAGCGACAAGGGCACCGAGAGGGAGAGGUGCGUGGGGCUCACUACGACACGGCGAUGGAGGUGCGUUUUGAGUCGACUCACAAGUCGCGCGAGGCGGAGCGACAAGGGCACCGAGAGGGAGAGGUGCGUGGGGCUCACUACGACACGGCGAUGGAGGUGCGUUUUGAGUCGACUCACAAGUCGCGCGAGGCGGAGCGACAAGGGCACCGAGAGGGAGAGGUGCGUGGGGCUCACUACGACACGGCGAUGGAGGUGCGUUUUGAGUCGACUCACAAGUCGCGCGAGGCGGAGCGACAAGGGCACCGAGAGGGAGAGGUGCGUGGGGCUCACUACGACACGGCGAUGGAGGUGCGUUUUGAGUCGACUCACAAGUCGCGCGAGGCGGAGCGACAAGGGCACCGAGAGGGAGAGGUGCGUGGGGCUCACUACGACACGGCGAUGGAGGUGCGUUUUGAGUCGACUCACAAGUCGCGCGAGGCGGAGCGACAAGGGCACCGAGAGGGAGAGGUGCGUGGGGCUCACUACGACACGGCGAUGGAGGUGCGUUUUGAGUCGACUCACAAGUCGCGCGAGGCGGAGCGACAAGGGCACCGAGAGGGAGAGGUGCGUGGGGCUCACUACGACACGGCGAUGGAGGUGCGUUUUGAGUCGACUCACAAGUCGCGCGAGGCGGAGCGACAAGGGCACCGAGAGGGAGAGGUGCGUGGGGCUCACUACGACACGGCGAUGGAGGUGCGUUUUGAGUCGACUCACAAGUCGCGCGAGGCGGAGCGACAAGGGCACCGAGAGGGAGAGGUGCGUGGGGCUCACUACGACACGGCGAUGGAGGUGCGUUUUGAGUCGACUCACAAGUCGCGCGAGGCGGAGCGACAAGGGCACCGAGAGGGAGAGGUGCGUGGGGCUCACUACGACACGGCGAUGGAGGUGCGUUUUGAGUCGACUCACAAGUCGCGCGAGGCGGAGCGACAAGGGCACCGAGAGGGAGAGGUGCGUGGGGCUCACUACGACACGGAGAUGGAGGUGCGUUUUGAGUCGACUCACAAGUCGCGCGAGGCAGAGCGACAAGGGCACCGAGACGGAGAGGUGCGUGGGGCUCACUACGACACGGAGAUGGAGGUGCGUUUUGAGUCGACUCACAAGUCGCGCGAGGCAGAGCGACAAGGGCACCGAGACGGAGAGGUGCGUGGGGCUCACUACGACACGGCGAUGGAGGUGCGUUUUGAGUCGACUCACAAGUCGCGCGAGGCAGAGCGACAAGGGCACCGAGACGGAGAGGUGCGUGGGGCUCACUACGACACGGCGAUGGAGGUGCGUUUUGAGUCGACUCACAAGUCGCGCGAGGCAGAGCGACAAGGGCACGGAGAGGGAGAGGUGCGUGGGGCUCACUACGACACGGAGAUGGAGGUGCGUUUUGAGUCGACUCACAAGUCGCGCGAGGCAGAGCGACAAGGGCACCGAGAGGGAGAGGUGCUUGGGGCUCACUACGACACGGAGAUGGAGGUGCGUUUUGAGUCGACUCACAAGUCGCGCGAGGCAGAGCGACAAGGGCACCGAGAGGGAGAGGUGCGUGGGGCUCACUACGACACGGCGAUGGAGUCGCGCGAGGCAGAGCGACAAGGGCACGGAGAGGGAGAGGUGCGUGGGGCUCACUACGACACGGCGAUGGAGGUGCGUUUUGAGUCGACUCACAAGUCGCGCGAGGCAGAGCGACAAGGGCACGGAGAGGGAGAGGUGCGUGGGGCUCACUACGACACGGCGAUGGAGGUGCGUUUUGAGUCGACUCACAAGUCGCGCGAGGCAGAGCGACAAGGGCACCGAGAGGGAGAGGUGCGUGGGGCUCACUACGACACGGCGAUGGAGGUGCGUUUUGAGUCGACUCACAAGUCGCGCGCGGCAGAGCGACAAGGGCACCGAGAGGGAGAGGUGCGUGGGGCUCACUACGACACGGCGAUGGAGGUGCGUUUUGAGUCGACUCACAAGUCGCGCGCGGCAGAGCGACAAGGGCACCGAGAGGGAGAGGUGCGUGGGGCUCACUACGACACGGCGAUGGAGGUGCGUUUUGAGUCGACUCACAAGUCGCGCGCGGCAGAGCGACAAGGGCACCGAGAGGGAGAGGUGCGUGGGGCUCACUACGACACGGCGAUGGAGGUGCGUUUUGAGUCGACUCACAAGUCGCGCGGGGCAGAGCGACAAGGGCACCGAGAGGGAGAGGUGCGUGGGGCUCACUACGACACGGCGAUGGAGGUGCGUUUUGAGUCGACUCACAAGUCGCGCGGGGCAGAGCGACAAGGGCACCGAGAGGGAGAGGUGCGUGGGGCUCACUACGACACGGCGAUGGAGGUGCGUUUUGAGUCGACUCACAAGUCGCGCGGGGCAGAGCGACAAGGGCACCGAGAGGGAGAGGUGCGUGGGGCUCACUACGACACGGCGAUGGAGGUGCGUUUUGAGUCGACUCACAAGUCGCGCGGGGCAGAGCGACAAGGGCACCGAGAGGGAGAGGUGCGUGGGGCUCACUACGACACGGCGAUGGAGGUGCGUUUUGAGUCGACUCACAAGUCGCGCGGGGCAGAGCGACAAGGGCACCGAGAGGGAGAGGUGCGUGGGGCUCACUACGACACGGCGAUGGAGGUGCGUUUUGAGUCGACUCACAAGUCGCGCGGGGCAGAGCGACAAGGGCACCGAGAGGGAGAGGUGCGUGGGGCUCACUACGACACGGCGAUGGAGGUGCGUUUUGAGUCGACUCACAAGUCGCGCGGGGCAGAGCGACAAGGGCACCGAGAGGGAGAGGUGCGUGGGGCUCACUACGACACGGCGAUGGAGGUGCGUUUUGAGUCGACUCACAAGUCGCGCGGGGCAGAGCGACAAGGGCACCGAGAGGGAGAGGUGCGUGGGGCUCACUACGACACGGCGAUGGAGGUGCGUUUUGAGUCGACUCACAAGUCGCGCGGGGCAGAGCGACAAGGGCACCGAGAGGGAGAGGUGCGUGGGGCUCACUACGACACGGCGAUGGAGGUGCGUUUUGAGUCGACUCACAAGUCGCGCGGGGCAGAGCGACAAGGGCACCGAGAGGGAGAGGUGCGUGGGGCUCACUACGACACGGCGAUGGAGGUGCGUUUUGAGUCGACUCACAAGUCGCGCGGGGCAGAGCGACAAGGGCACCGAGAGGGAGAGGUGCGUGGGGCUCACUACGACACGGCGAUGGAGGUGCGUUUUGAGUCGACUCACAAGUCGCGCGGGGCAGAGCGACAAGGGCACCGAGAGGGAGAGGUGCGUGGGGCUCACUACGACACGGCGAUGGAGGUGCGUUUUGAGUCGACUCACAAGUCGCGCGGGGCAGAGCGACAAGGGCACCGAGAGGGAGAGGUGCGUGGGGCUCACUACGACACGGCGAUGGAGGUGCGUUUUGAGUCGACUCACAAGUCGCGCGGGGCAGAGCGACAAGGGCACCGAGAGGGAGAGGUGCGUGGGGCUCACUACGACACGGCGAUGGAGGUGCGUUUUGAGUCGACUCACAAGUCGCGCGGGGCAGAGCGACAAGGGCACCGAGAGGGAGAGGUGCGUGGGGCUCACUACGACACGGCGAUGGAGGUGCGUUUUGAGUCGACUCACAAGUCGCGCGGGGCAGAGCGACAAGGGCACCGAGAGGGAGAGGUGCGUGGGGCUCACUACGACACGGCGAUGGAGGUGCGUUUUGAGUCGACUCACAAGUCGCGCGGGGCAGAGCGACAAGGGCACCGAGAGGGAGAGGUGCGUGGGGCUCACUACGACACGGCGAUGGAGGUGCGUUUUGAGUCGACUCACAAGUCGCGCGGGGCAGAGCGACAAGGGCACCGAGAGGGAGAGGUGCGUGGGGCUCACUACGACACGGCGAUGGAGGUGCGUUUUGAGUCGACUCACAAGUCGCGCGGGGCAGAGCGACAAGGGCACCGAGAGGGAGAGGUGCGUGGGGCUCACUACGACACGGCGAUGGAGGUGCGUUUUGAGUCGACUCACAAGUCGCGCGGGGCAGAGCGACAAGGGCACCGAGAGGGAGAGGUGCGUGGGGCUCACUACGACACGGCGAUGGAGGUGCGUUUUGAGUCGACUCACAAGUCGCGCGGGGCAGAGCGACAAGGGCACCGAGAGGGAGAGGUGCGUGGGGCUCACUACGACACGGCGAUGGAGGUGCGUUUUGAGUCGACUCACAAGUCGCGCGGGGCAGAGCGACAAGGGCACCGAGAGGGAGAGGUGCGUGGGGCUCACUACGACACGGAGAUGGAGGUGCGUUUUGAGUCGACUCACAAGUCGCGCGGGGCAGAGCGACAAGGGCACCGAGAGGGAGAGGUGCGUGGGGCUCACUACGACACGGAGAUGGAGGUGCGUUUUGAGUCGACUCACAAGUCGCGCGGGGCAGAGCGACAAGGGCACCGAGAGGGAGAGGUGCGUGGGGCUCACUACGACACGGAGAUGGAGGUGCGUUUUGAGUCGACUCACAAGUCGCGCGGGGCAGAGCGACAAGGGCACCGAGAGGGAGAGGUGCGUGGGGCUCACUACGACACGGAGAUGGAGGUGCGUUUUGAGUCGACUCACAAGUCGCGCGGGGCAGAGCGACAAGGGCACCGAGAGGGAGAGGUGCGUGGGGCUCACUACGACACGGCGAUGGAGGUGCGUUUUGAGUCGACUCACAAGUCGCGCGGGGCAGAGCGACAAGGGCACCGAGAGGGAGAGGUGCGUGGGGCUCACUACGACACGGCGAUGGAGGUGCGUUUUGAGUCGACUCACAAGUCGCGCGGGGCAGAGCGACAAGGGCACCGAGAGGGAGAGGUGCGUGGGGCUCACUACGACACGGCGAUGGAGGUGCGUUUUGAGUCGACUCACAAGUCGCGCGGGGCAGAGCGACAAGGGCACCGAGAGGGAGAGGUGCGUGGGGCUCACUACGACACGGCGAUGGAGGUGCGUUUUGAGUCGACUCACAAGUCGCGCGGGGCAGAGCGACAAGGGCACCGAGAGGGAGAGGUGCGUGGGGCUCACUACGACACGGAGAUGGAGGUGCGUUUUGAGUCGACUCACAAGUCGCGCGGGGCAGAGCGACAAGGGCACCGAGAGGGAGAGGUGCGUGGGGCUCACUACGACACGGAGAUGGAGGUGCGUUUUGAGUCGACUCACAAGUCGCGCGGGGCAGAGCGACAAGGGCACCGAGAGGGAGAGGUGCGUGGGGCUCACUACGACACGGAGAUGGAGGUGCGUUUUGAGUCGACUCACAAGUCGCGCGGGGCAGAGCGACAAGGGCACCGAGAGGGAGAGGUGCGUGGGGCUCACUACGACACGGAGAUGGAGGUGCGUUUUGAGUCGACUCACAAGUCGCGCGGGGCAGAGCGACAAGGGCACCGAGAGGGAGAGGUGCGUGGGGCUCACUACGACACGGAGAUGGAGGUGCGUUUUGAGUCGACUCACAAGUCGCGCGGGGCAGAGCGACAAGGGCACCGAGAGGGAGAGGUGCGUGGGGCUCACUACGACACGGAGAUGGAGGUGCGUUUUGAGUCGACUCACAAGUCGCGCGGGGCAGAGCGACAAGGGCACCGAGAGGGAGAGGUGCGUGGGGCUCACUACGACACGGAGAUGGAGGUGCGUUUUGAGUCGACUCACAAGUCGCGCGGGGCAGAGCGACAAGGGCACCGAGAGGGAGAGGUGCGUGGGGCUCACUACGACACGGAGAUGGAGGUGCGUUUUGAGUCGACUCACAAGUCGCGCGGGGCAGAGCGACAAGGGCACCGAGAGGGAGAGGUGCGUGGGGCUCACUACGACACGGCGAUGGAGGUGCGUUUUGAGUCGACUCACAAGUCGCGCGGGGCAGAGCGACAAGGGCACCGAGAGGGAGAGGUGCGUGGGGCUCACUACGACACGGCGAUGGAGGUGCGUUUUGAGUCGACUCACAAGUCGCGCGGGGCAGAGCGACAAGGGCACCGAGAGGGAGAGGUGCGUGGGGCUCACUACGACACGGCGAUGGAGGUGCGUUUUGAGUCGACUCACAAGUCGCGCGGGGCAGAGCGACAAGGGCACCGAGAGGGAGAGGUGCGUGGGGCUCACUACGACACGGCGAUGGAGGUGCGUUUUGAGUCGACUCACAAGUCGCGCGGGGCAGAGCGACAAGGGCACCGAGAGGGAGAGGUGCGUGGGGCUCACUACGACACGGCGAUGGAGGUGCGUUUUGAGUCGACUCACAAGUCGCGCGGGGCAGAGCGACAAGGGCACCGAGAGGGAGAGGUGCGUGGGGCUCACUACGACACGGAGAUGGAGGUGCGUUUUGAGUCGACUCACAAGUCGCGCGGGGCAGAGCGACAAGGGCACCGAGAGGGAGAGGUGCGUGGGGCUCACUACGACACGGAGAUGGAGGUGCGUUUUGAGUCGACUCACAAGUCGCGCGGGGCAGAGCGACAAGGGCACCGAGAGGGAGAGGUGCGUGGGGCUCACUACGACACGGAGAUGGAGGUGCGUUUUGAGUCGACUCACAAGUCGCGCGGGGCAGAGCGACAAGGGCACCGAGAGGGAGAGGUGCGUGGGGCUCACUACGACACGGCGAUGGAGGUGCGUUUUGAGUCGACUCACAAGUCGCGCGGGGCAGAGCGACAAGGGCACCGAGAGGGAGAGGAGCGUGGGGCUCACUACGACACGGCGAUGGAGGUGCGUUUUGAGUCGACUCACAAGUCGCGCGGGGCAGAGCGACAAGGGCACCGAGAGGGAGAGGUGCGUGGGGCUCACUACGACACGGAGAUGGAGGUGCGUUUUGAGUCGACUCACAAGUCGCGCGGGGCAGAGCGACAAGGGCACCGAGAGGGAGAGGUGCGUGGGGCUCACUACGACACGGAGAUGGAGGUGCGUUUUGAGUCGACUCACAAGUCGCGCGGGGCAGAGCGACAAGGGCACCGAGAGGGAGAGGUGCGUGGGGCUCACUACGACACGGAGAUGGAGGUGCGUUUUGAGUCGACUCACAAGUCGCGCGGGGCAGAGCGACAAGGGCACCGAGAGGGAGAGGUGCGUGGGGCUCACUACGACACGGCGAUGGAGGUGCGUUUUGAGUCGACUCACAAGUCGCGCGGGGCAGAGCGACAAGGGCACCGAGAGGGAGAGGUGCGUGGGGCUCACUACGACACGGCGAUGGAGGUGCGUUUUGAGUCGACUCACAAGUCGCGCGGGGCAGAGCGACAAGGGCACCGAGAGGGAGAGGUGCGUGGGGCUCACUACGACACGGCGAUGGAGGUGCGUUUUGAGUCGACUCACAAGUCGCGCGGGGCAGAGCGACAAGGGCACCGAGAGGGAGAGGUGCGUGGGGCUCACUACGACACGGCGAUGGAGGUGCGUUUUGAGUCGACUCACAAGUCGCGCGGGGCAGAGCGACAAGGGCACCGAGAGGGAGAGGUGCGUGGGGCUCACUACGACACGGCGAUGGAGGUGCGUUUUGAGUCGACUCACAAGUCGCGCGGGGCAGAGCGACAAGGGCACCGAGAGGGAGAGGUGCGUGGGGCUCACUACGACACGGCGAUGGAGGUGCGUUUUGAGUCGACUCACAAGUCGCGCGGGGCAGAGCGACAAGGGCACCGAGAGGGAGAGGUGCGUGGGGCUCACUACGACACGGAGAUGGAGGUGCGUUUUGAGUCGACUCACAAGUCGCGCGGGGCAGAGCGACAAGGGCACCGAGAGGGAGAGGUGCGUGGGGCUCACUACGACACGGAGAUGGAGGUGCGUUUUGAGUCGACUCACAAGUCGCGCGGGGCAGAGCGACAAGGGCACCGAGAGGGAGAGGUGCGUGGGGCUCACUACGACACGGAGAUGGAGGUGCGUUUUGAGUCGACUCACAAGUCGCGCGGGGCAGAGCGACAAGGGCACCGAGAGGGAGAGGUGCGUGGGGCUCACUACGACACGGAGAUGGAGGUGCGUUUUGAGUCGACUCACAAGUCGCGCGGGGCAGAGCGACAAGGGCACCGAGAGGGAGAGGUGCGUGGGGCUCACUACGACACGGAGAUGGAGGUGCGUUUUGAGUCGACUCACAAGUCGCGCGGGGCAGAGCGACAAGGGCACCGAGAGGGAGAGGUGCGUGGGGCUCACUACGACACGGAGAUGGAGGUGCGUUUUGAGUCGACUCACAAGUCGCGCGGGGCAGAGCGACAAGGGCACCGAGAGGGAGAGGUGCGUGGGGCUCACUACGACACGGAGAUGGAGGUGCGUUUUGAGUCGACUCACAAGUCGCGCGGGGCAGAGCGACAAGGGCACCGAGAGGGAGAGGUGCGUGGGGCUCACUACGACACGGAGAUGGAGGUGCGUUUUGAGUCGACUCACAAGUCGCGCGGGGCAGAGCGACAAGGGCACCGAGAGGGAGAGGUGCGUGGGGCUCACUACGACACGGAGAUGGAGGUGCGUUUUGAGUCGACUCACAAGUCGCGCGGGGCAGAGCGACAAGGGCACCGAGAGGGAGAGGUGCGUGGGGCUCACUACGACACGGAGAUGGAGGUGCGUUUUGAGUCGACUCACAAGUCGCGCGGGGCAGAGCGACAAGGGCACCGAGAGGGAGAGGUGCGUGGGGCUCACUACGACACGGAGAUGGAGGUGCGUUUUGAGUCGACUCACAAGUCGCGCGGGGCAGAGCGACAAGGGCACCGAGAGGGAGAGGUGCGUGGGGCUCACUACGACACGGCGAUGGAGGUGCGUUUUGAGUCGACUCACAAGUCGCGCGGGGCAGAGCGACAAGGGCACCGAGAGGGAGAGGUGCGUGGGGCUCACUACGACACGGCGAUGGAGGUGCGUUUUGAGUCGACUCACAAGUCGCGCGGGGCAGAGCGACAAGGGCACCGAGAGGGAGAGGUGCGUGGGGCUCACUACGACACGGCGAUGGAGGUGCGUUUUGAGUCGACUCACAAGUCGCGCGGGGCAGAGCGACAAGGGCACCGAGAGGGAGAGGUGCGUGGGGCUCACUACGACACGGAGAUGGAGGUGCGUUUUGAGUCGACUCACAAGUCGCGCGGGGCAGAGCGACAAGGGCACCGAGAGGGAGAGGUGCGUGGGGCUCACUACGACACGGAGAUGGAGGUGCGUUUUGAGUCGACUCACAAGUCGCGCGGGGCAGAGCGACAAGGGCACCGAGAGGGAGAGGUGCGUGGGGCUCACUACGACACGGAGAUGGAGGUGCGUUUUGAGUCGACUCACAAGUCGCGCGGGGCAGAGCGACAAGGGCACCGAGAGGGAGAGGUGCGUGGGGCUCACUACGACACGGAGAUGGAGGUGCGUUUUGAGUCGACUCACAAGUCGCGCGGGGCAGAGCGACAAGGGCACCGAGAGGGAGAGGUGCGUGGGGCUCACUACGACACGGAGAUGGAGGUGCGUUUUGAGUCGACUCACAAGUCGCGCGGGGCAGAGCGACAAGGGCACCGAGAGGGAGAGGUGCGUGGGGCUCACUACGACACGGAGAUGGAGGUGCGUUUUGAGUCGACUCACAAGUCGCGCGGGGCAGAGCGACAAGGGCACCGAGAGGGAGAGGUGCGUGGGGCUCACUACGACACGGAGAUGGAGGUGCGUUUUGAGUCGACUCACAAGUCGCGCGGGGCAGAGCGACAAGGGCACCGAGAGGGAGAGGUGCGUGGGGCUCACUACGACACGGAGAUGGAGGUGCGUUUUGAGUCGACUCACAAGUCGCGCGGGGCAGAGCGACAAGGGCACCGAGAGGGAGAGGUGCGUGGGGCUCACUACGACACGGCGAUGGAGGUGCGUUUUGAGUCGACUCACAAGUCGCGCGGGGCAGAGCGACAAGGGCACCGAGAGGGAGAGGUGCGUGGGGCUCACUACGACACGGCGAUGGAGGUGCGUUUUGAGUCGACUCACAAGUCGCGCGGGGCAGAGCGACAAGGGCACCGAGAGGGAGAGGUGCGUGGGGCUCACUACGACACGGCGAUGGAGGUGCGUUUUGAGUCGACUCACAAGUCGCGCGGGGCAGAGCGACAAGGGCACCGAGACGGAGAGGUGCGUGGGGCUCACUACGACACGGCGAUGGAGGUGCGUUUUGAGUCGACUCACAAGUCGCGCGAGGCAGAGCGACAAGGGCACCGAGAUGGAGAGGUGCGUGGGGCUCACUACGACACGGCGAUGGAGGUGCGUUUUGAGUCGACUCACAAGUCGCGCGAGGCAGAGCGACAAGGGCACCGAGAUGGAGAGGUGCGUGGGGCUCACUACGACACGGCGAUGGAGGUGCGUUUUGAGUCGACUCACAAGUCGCGCGAGGCAGAGCGACAAGGGCACCGAGAUGGAGAGGUGCGUGGGGCUCACUACGACACGGCGAUGGAGGUGCGUUUUGAGUCGACUCACAAGUCGCGCGAGGCAGAGCGACAAGGGCACCGAGAUGGAGAGGUGCGUGGGGCUCACUACGACACGGCGAUGGAGGUGCGUUUUGACUCGACUCACAAGUCGCGCGAGGCAGAGCGACAAGGGCACCGAGACGGAGAGGUGCUUGGGGCUCACUACGACACGGCGAUGGAGGUGCGUUUUGACUCGACUCACAAGUCGCGCGAGGCAGAGCGACAAGGGCACCGAGACGGAGAGGUGCGUGGGGCUCACUACGACACGGCGAUGGAGGUGCGUUUUGACUCGACUCACAAGUCGCGCGAGGCAGAGCGACAAGGGCACCGAGACGGAGAGGUGCUUGGGGCUCACUACGACACGGCGAUGGAGGUGCGUUUUGACUCGACUCACAAGUCGCGCGAGGCAGAGCGACAAGGGCACCGAGACGGAGAGGUGCGUGGGGCUCACUACGACACGGCGAUGGAGGUGCGUUUUGACUCGACUCACAAGUCGCGCGAGGCAGAGCGACAAAGGCACCGAGACGGAGAGGUGAGUGGGGCUCACUACGACACGGCGAUGGAGGUGCGUUUUGACUCGACUCACAAGUCGCGCGAGGCAGAGCGACAAGGGCACCGAGACGGAGAGGUGCGUGGGGCUCACUACGACACAGAGAUGGAGGUGCGUUUUGACUCGACUCACAAGUCGCGCGAGGCAGAGCGACAAAGGCACCGAGACGGAGAGGUGCGUGGGGCUCACUACGACACAGAGAUGGAGGUGCGUUUUGACUCGACUCACAAGUCGCGCGAGGCAGAGCGACAAAGGCACCGAGACGGAGAGGUGCGUGGGGCUCACUACGACACAGAGAUGGAGGUGCGUUUUGACUCGACUCACAAGUCGCGCGAGGCAGAGCGACAAAGGCACCGAGAUGGAGAGGUGCGUGGGGCUCACUACGACACAGAGUUGGAGGUGCGUUUUGAGCGUUGA